Stylophora pistillata is the source of this 16594-nucleotide messenger RNA. RefSeq names its product usherin-like. The record is from RefSeq and is a predicted model, not a curated record. Gene Ontology annotation, molecular function: protein binding. Lineage: Eukaryota; Metazoa; Cnidaria; Anthozoa; Scleractinia; Pocilloporidae.
UUGUAAACUUAUAAAUAACACUGUUUUUAAAUCAGUUGCAUAAUGGAAAACUACAUCAGAUGUAUGUGCGUGAACCAGAGGUGACAGACCAUCCACAUUCGAACGAAUAGCGCCUUCCGAUAUUCGUUGUUUGUUUCUUGUACACGAUCCUACUCGAUGUCAAGUAUAGCUAGCUGAACUGAAUAUCAGAUAAUUAAUACUAUUUCCACGAUGCCUUUCAAAGUUCGCUGGAAACUGGAGAGGAAAAUUUUGCACUUCUAUAUUAUACUUAUUUGGAACCUUUCUUCAACAUGUGGCCAAGGCUAUUUUCCGAAAUUAGAGGAUCUUGCAGUACUAAAACCAAUAACUUCUUCUUCAACUUGUGGAGCAACAUCUAGCAAAUAUUGCCAGUCGUUGACUCGGCAAGCGUCUUUGACAACUUGUGUCGAAAAAAACUGUGAAUUUGCUUGUUGUACCAAUUGUGGUUCAGCCAAACCUGUUCCUACAGAUUUAGCUUUCACCUCGAAUAAAGUUAGAGUUACUCAAGAUGGCGAUCCAAGGAAUGGAACUAUUGUCAGAUCAUUCCGAUUUCAAGGUGAUUCAUAUAUACAACCUUUGCGGGUUCCUUUUAUAAACUUUCAGAACCCUGGGUUCACCAUCAGUGUUUGGAUUAAACAGAAGGGAGGAAACAAAGGCACAAUUAUUUCUAAAGAUGAGACCACUCCUCCAGAUUUUGCCAAUGUCUUUCAACUUGUUAUUCAGGACUAUAACCUGAUGUUUUACUAUCGACCUGCUACUGGAAAUGCUUCUGUUGCUACAUACAACCUUCUGCAGAGCCAAAGCGAAAAGCUUCAACCGGAUGAGUGGCAUUUAAUAACAGUAGCUGUUAUUAAUAAAGCACUGUCAUAUUACAUUGAUGGUAAACUGAUGAAUGCAAAUUUUGUGACUCUGAAUGAUUACAUUCUUGACUCUGGAGGUGGUAUUCGAAUUGGACAGAAAUAUGGAGGUGAUGCUGAGUGGCAGUAUGAAGGCCUGAUGCAGGAUAUCUUUAUGUAUGAAAGAGCUUUGACCAACAGGGAAGCAGAAGAAGCUUUCACAGGAGUCCUUCCAACAGUUUAUGUUGCUAGUAAUUGUCGAUGUCCUCCUACACAUCCAAAAAUAAAUGUUGCUGAACCAGCCAAGUGUCUGAAAAACUUAGAUGGAGACACUGACACAUUAUCUCGACUCUCUGACACGACUCACCCAAUUGAGUUUGCUACAGAUGGUGACACACUCAGCUUCUGGCUGUCAGAGAUCACAGAAAAUGCAACCAUUCGCAUAAAUUUGGCAUAUACAGGAUUACAGGUGUUCUACAUUGUCUUGACUUUCUAUGGACCUGUGCCUGGAGCAAUAAAGAUUGAGCGAUCAGUGGACAGCGGACACACUUAUGAGCCAUGGCAGUAUUUUGCGGAGGAUUGUGUAGCCUCAUUUCAUUUACAAAACAAUGGUCCAUUGACACAACCUGACUCUGUAAACUGUGUUCAAUAUGUGAAACCUUUGCUGCCCAGCCGAGAAGUUUUGACCUUUCAGACAGAAUAUCCACCACCUCCAGGCUCCAACAUUCCAGUGUGACCAUUUGGUUCUGGAUGAAGUAAUCUUUACUGCUCAGACAGACUGUUGCAGUUCUUAAAAUCUACUCAUGUGAAGUUUAAUUUUUACAAUCACACUCUGGUACAGAAUCCUCAGCAUCGAUACUAUGGCUUGGAACGAAUUCUUGUCACUGGGAGAUGUGAGUGUUUUGGUCAUGCAUCAUCCUUCAGCUAUAUUGAAGGGAAUUCUACGCACAUUGGACGAUGUGUUUGUGACUGUCAUCCAUCAACUAACACAGAAGGAGAAACUUGCAAUCGUUGCAAGUCUCUAUACAAUAACAAACCAUUUAGAAGAGGUGAUCAUGAUGACUCAUACCCCUGUGUAAAGUGUGAGUGUAAUGAUCACACCAAAAGCUGUGUUUACAAUCAAACUCUGGACACCAGCCCUAACUCACGUACCCAGGGCGGAGGGGGUGUGUGUAUAAACUGUCAACACAACACUACGGGUCGUUUCUGUGAUGUGUGCAAGGAAAGAUUCUACAGGGAGUCUGGGAAGAGUCUAAAGUCACCAGAUGUGUGUUCACCUUGUGGAUGUGAGGGGCCUGGGGUGCAGCCUGGAGAAUUGGAUUGUGUUAAGGAUGAUUCCAACUCAAGUGUAGUUGCUGGUCAGUGUGUUUGUAAAGACAAAACCCAAGGACGUCAAUGUGAUGAGUGUAAAGUUGGAUUUUAUGAUCUCAAAGCCAGCCAUGCAACUGGAUGCAUCUCAUGUGACUGUGUUCUCGAUGGCACCAUAAACCGGAAUUUUUCAUGUCAUGCAACAUCAGGACAGUGUUACUGUAAAGACAGGGUGACAGGAAGAACGUGUGACACCUGUAAGGCAGGGUACUGGGGUCUGUCUGGGCAUGAACCCUUAGGCUGUAAGACAUGCGACUGUGAUCCGUUUGGAACGACAGCUGGGAAUGUAAACACUUGUAACUCAGUUACAGGGCAGUGCUCUUGCAAAGCUGGAGUGAUUGGACGCAAAUGCGAUCAGUGUAAAGAUGGUUUCCAUAGCCUUACACCGAGUGGUUGUUCAUCAUGCAACUGCUCUGUUGCUGGAACACCGUCAUCGUUUUUGGACAAGUGCGACAAAACUACUGGUAAAUGUACCUGUAAGCUUAAUGUGGAAGGCAUUAACUGCGACCAGUGCAAGCAGGGAUUCUAUAAUCUGUCACAAAGCAAUCCACAGGGGUGUACACAGUGUACAUGCGACACUAAAGGAACUGUAGGAGGGUCUGGUCAGUGUGAGCAGCAAUCUGGAAACUGUACAUGUAAGCCGUUGGUGAUUGGGCAGACAUGCAACCAAUGUAAGCCGGGAACGUUUGGUCUCAACCAAUCAGAUCCUAAUGGAUGUCAAGCGUGUAACUGUUACCCCAAGGGAACCAUAGAUGGCGACAAAAAGAACCCAGAUGAACUCCAGUGUUCGAGCAAUGGACAGUGCUUCUGUAUGUCCAGUGUGUCUGGGCUACGCUGUGACUCCUGUGCAGCGGAAUAUUACUGGAAUCCAGCGGGACAAGGCUGCGUCCAAUGCCAGUGUAACCCGACUGGAUCUGUUGGAAGAAACUGCAAUGACACUGGCCAGUGUACCUGUAAGGCAAACAUUGGUGGGCAGCGGUGUGAUAGAUGUGUAGAUGGCUUUUAUGGUUUUACAAUAACAGGAAACUGUAUUCCUUGUAACUGCAAUGUGGCUGGUAGUCUUAUCAAUCAAUGCGAUGAAACUGGACAGUGUUCGUGCAAAGAUAAUGUCGAAGGAAAACAGUGCGACAAGUGUAAAAAUGGAACCAUAAAUCUUCAACAGAACAACAAGUAUGGCUGCAGCGGAGCUCCAUCUGAGCAGCCUGCACCGUUUGUAACAGUUCUAUCUUCCCGUGUAAUAAUGUUAACAUGGUCUCCGCCAGACAAUCCUAACGGCGUCAUCCUGCGCUACGAGUUGUACAGAAAUGAUACCCUGGCUUACACUGGACUGAACCGCACAUUCAAUGACAGUGAUCUCACUCCUGACACCGUGUACUAUUAUUACAUCAUCGCUUACACUGAAUCUGGUCAGACAAGAAGUUUAGACGACGGAAACGUGUAUCGCACUUUCCAAGACGCGCCAGGUGGCAUUUCUGCGCCCGUGAUCACAGAUAUUCUGCCCAGGAAUGCAACUGCUUCAUGGCAGCCUCCCAGCAUGCCAAACGGUCGCAUUACCGAAUAUCGCCUGGUAUCUACCAAUAGCCGAAGUGCAGUUGAAGUUGUAGACUGUCAAGGGGUUAUUUUCACGUGUAAGUUAGGGAAUCUUAAACCAUACACUGUCUACAACUUUUCAGUAGUGGCUUGUACCAAUGGAGGAUGCGGUCGGAGUAACGAGACAACCAUCCUAACGCUACCAACACUUCCGGAUUUUCAACCAGCACCAAAUGUAACGUCUCUUCCGGGAGGCACAGCAGUGAGGGUGGAAUGGGACGAGCCGUUCGAGCCGAACGGAAGAAUUCUUCGUUAUGAGCUGUACAUGCGUGCAGACGGAGACACAAGCGACGGAGUCUUGAAGUUCAACAGCAAUCCUGCGCAUGACCCAACCACUACCAACUUUAGAGAGACAAACGUGACAGGACUGGUUCCGUUCACGGUUUAUGAGUUCAGGGUGCGCACAUUUACUGCGCAAGUCAAGGGAGACCGAGAUAGUAAUUGGACAAGGCAUAGGACUGGGGAAGGAACUCCACUCGGCGAAAAUUUCAUGAGCACUGGCGCUAAUGCCUUUAACAGCAGUGCUGUUAUAGUUUCCUGGAGUCCUCCCCAGACCCCCCAAGGUGUCAUCACUCGCUACAUCAUUUACAAGUACCAGUCUCCCUCUAGCUCAGUUGCUGAGAUGGCUGUAGAGGUGCCUGGGUCUGAGCGACAGGGCGUGAUCGUCGGAUUAGAGCCGUACACUCAAUAUAAAUUCACAAUAACAGCUUGUAACAGUUUUGCCUGCUCAGGGCAUAGUCCACAGGCACUUGCGCGGACACUAGCGGCAGCUCCCGAGGAACAGGGAUCUCCAUCGGUCUUCUCAGUUGGUUCGUCCACAGUGUACCUGAGUUGGUCUCAACCACGGAUCCCUAACGGUCCUUUACCGCCAAGUUAUAACCUGAGCCGAGCUUACUCUGCCCUGCACUUCCCACCCCCUGUGGUGUCGGAAGGUGUGCAUUUCCCAGGUCUUGGAUUCUACAAGUUUCGUUCAGACUUUGUUCAAGCCGGUGCAAGAAAUGACAUCCAGUUCUGGUUUCGCACCCAGUAUGCGUUAGGUCUACUUCUCUUCAUAGCUUCAGAUGGCUCACAGACUGACAUGUUAGCAGUUCAAUUGAAGAGUGGAAAGCCAUGGUUGAUAUUCGAUUGUCAAGAUGGCCCUGCCGCCUUCACAAUUAACCAGCCGGUUCGCUUCGACGAUGGCGAGUGGCAUUUGUUGAGGGUGUCACGUGUCAGCCGCCGGGGAACUCUUACAGUGGACGGUUACCAAGCCAGUCAGGACAGUCCAGGCGCCGCUACUGUGAUAUCAGCAAACACUGGAGUCUACAUUGGGGGUCUUCCAUCUUCGUUCACAAUUCUUCGGCCGGACACAGGAAAUUCUAAAAUUGAAAAGAUCAACUUUAUUGGUUGUAUACGUGAAGUCACCUCAGAGCAGGCUGCUUCAGUCUCAAAGCAGCUUGAUUGGACUACUGCAUUAGAAGCGGUCAGUGUUGAGCCUCAGCGAUAUGGAUGUCCAGAGAGAGACAACAAAAGAGCUUUGUUUCUCAGGGGUGGUGGUUAUGUCGCUAUGGACCCAGAGGACAUUCUCAGCACCAAUAUUUUCAGCUUUUCUUUAAAGUUCCGCACUCAGCUGUCAUCAGGCAUGCUUCUGUUUGCACACGGAUCAACAACCACAUUUUCUAUUCAGUUUUCUGACAAUCGUGUUGAAACAAGAUACGCCACGUCCAGUGUGCGAGGCGAUGUGACAGUUCAACCGCCGUCCGGUGAAAUUUGUGAUGGACGAUGGCACAACAUGACUUUAACUAAUUUCAACAACAGAUUAACGGUGAUCCUCGAUGGUAAAACUGAGGUUGGAACUGGAAUCGUUAACCUUAACAUACAAUCCAGCAUUUUCAUCGGAGGGGUCCCUUGGGCCUCUUCGACCGAAACAAUCGCCCGACAGGCUGGGUUGACUGUGGAGUCGUCAUUUGGUGGUUGUAUAAUUGUUCAGUCUGCGGCGAAAGAAAUCGAUUACAUAACGGCAGUUACUACCAUGCAUAACGCAGACCUUGAUGGCUGCCGCCCUGAGUCCACGAUAGCGAUCAGCGGUCAACUAGGAAAAUGUUUGCCCUCCAAUAGUUCUGUGGUGUACUCUGGGAAGACAGAGAGAUUUAAUGACUCAUCCGUUGACAUUUUCACAGAUUACCUCUACCGUGUGGAAAGUUACCAUCAUGGAACUUCAGGUUCAGCUAAAAGCGAGUGGAUCUCAACACGCAGUGGCCAGGGAGCCCCAAAUGGUAUCCAGGCUCCUAUUCAGUUAACACCUCUACCCGGCGGUGAAACAGUGAUUGUAAGCUGGGCACUACCAGAGCGGCCCAAUGGAGUGAUAACAGAGUAUAGGAUAUUAUCUUACCGUGUCAACCCCCCUGGGGCGCCAGCGGUUGAGACAGUCAUCACAGAUACAAGUGUACUUAACGUUACGAUAUCUGGUCUUCAACCCCAUACCACUUAUGAAAUCAGAAUUCAGGCCACCACAGUCGGGGGAAGUUCAGUGGGGCCUGGUAAAAACGUUACGACCGAAGAGUCAGUCCCAGAGAAUGUCCCAGGCCCUACCGCUGUCCGACGUCCAAGAGAGCUUGAGGUGCACUGGACCGAGCCGGGACGCCCUAAUGGUGUCAUCACCCAGUACAAUCUGACCCUGGAUGGACAAUUGGUGUUCAGCGGAAUAGAAAACAACUUCACAAUACGGAACUUACAGGUCUAUACAGAAUACCUCCUGAAGCUAACAGCUUGCACGAGGAUCGGCUGCGCUCAAGGACCGGAAGUCAGAUUAAGAACCGGAGAGUUACCCCCGGAGGGAGUCCAUACCCCAGUGGUUUUUGUACGAGGAAGAACCACGGUUGAAGUCAGAUGGCAGGCUCCAAAUGUAACAAAUGGGGUAAUUGUACGUUAUGAAAUACUAUUCGCAACCAGUAACGUUUUAAACGCGUACGUUUCGAAAUUUAACGCCACCCCUGAUGUGUUCAGCACAGUUAUUACAAAUCUUACGGCAGGGACAUUGUAUUACGUUCGAGUGCGCCCCUUCAGUGGAGGUGGCGGGACAUUUAGUGCUGCGGCCCAGGUAACGACACACGAGGAUAUUCCUGAUGAUAUCCCAGCACCUGACGUCAUUGCUCUCAGUCCAUAUGCUCUAUUCGUGAUCAUGUUGCCGCCGGAAAAACCAAACGGUGUAAUUUUAAACUAUGAACUGUACCAAGAUGGGGUUCCAGAGCCUGUGUUGAAUGAAUCACAGCUUACGAAUUACACAGCGGAUCGAUUGAAACCUUACAGCCGCCAUACUUUCCGCGUUCGAGCUUGCACUGCGCAAGGCUGUGCUUAUGGAGCAGAAGCUGUGGCUUUUACGAAAGAAGUUGCACCGAAUGGAAAUGUUACUCUGACUGCACGCGUCCGCAAUGCUACAGCGGUUGAUGCUAACUGGACACGCGUGGCUUUGCCAAACGGAAAGUUGUUUUACAACUUAAUGGUGUACGGAAAAUUUGUUAUCCUCGACUCGGUUGACUUGAGAACUGAGAAUCGUAUUGAAACUGCUAUUUCUGUUGAGGAAGCUGAAAAGCUGUUCACAUACAAUGGCCUUCUUCCAUUCAGUGAUUACAGACUCUGGGUGAAUGCGUCGAAUUCUGUUGGGUUUAUUCUCAGUAACAAUGUAACAGUGUCCACCCCUGAGGGAGUUCCCGACGGCGUGAAAGCCCCCAAUGUCACAGUGUUGAAUUCGACUGCCGUCCAUGUCACUUGGGGACAGCCUGCAUUGCCUAACGGGAUCGUUCUUGCCUAUGGACUUCAUCAAAGGACUAAAGGUGUUGAAACACUUCUGUUCAGUGGAAUGGGUUUUACCUUUACUGUCAUUGGUCUUAUCCCGUUUACGGUCUACGAAUUCCGUGUGAAUGCCACUACUGUAGCGGGGUCUGGUUUCAGCGAAUGGACUCGAGUCAAGACCUCUGAAGAUGUUCCAAGGUCCCUGGAUCCACCAGGUUUCAGAAAUGUGACUUCCACAUCUGUGACAUUGGUCUGGGACGAGCCAGCUGAACCCAACGGAGUACUACUAUAUUACGUAAUUUAUCAAAAUGGCAGUGAGAUCAACAGAGUGAUGGGAAACGUCACCAAAUAUGUAGUUACUGGUCUCCAGCCCUUCACUGUCUAUGUUUUCAAGCUGAGUGUGUGUACAGCGGUAGGCUGCAGUAACAGCUCGGACUCAGUCCCCCAGAGAACUCUGGAGUCAGGUCCGCAAGGUUUGUCAGCUCCAAGACUGUCCUCUCCUUCAGGGAGAACUGUGAUCAUUGAAUGGGACCCACCCUCUGUGCCUAAUGGAGUCACUCUCAAAUAUACGAUCCAGCGCCGAGUCGUGGGCGGUGGAAAUCCAAGCAAUGUCGCUGAAGUGAAUGCUUCUCUUCCGCGUCGUUACGAGGAUAAUACAGCACAGCCAGUGACCGAUUAUCAGUACCGUGUGAUAGCGUACAACAGUGGUCCAGGAGAACCCAGUCCUUAUAGUAACAUUACUACUGGCGAGGGAGACCCUGAAGGUAUCGCAGCUCCUACUGUCCAAGCACUUAGUCCUUACGCUGUACACGUGACUUGGAAAAAACCCAGCAUUCCCAAUGGUGUAGUCACGCAAUACGUCAUCAGAGUCGUGGACCAACAGCAGUCACGCAACACCACUGUGAAUGCUAAUGAACCGUUUGAGCUCAACGUGACCUCGCUCGACCCCUACAUCAUGUAGAACGUCUUUGUUAGCGCAUGCACAAUUGCUGCAUGCGGUAGCAGCCCGCCGUCUCAAGUGCGCACGCUUCCCGCCAGACCUGAAAUGCAGCCAGCGCCAACUGCAAAGACAGAUUCGCAAACCUCUUUGAACGUUACAUGGGAGCCCCCCCUCAGGCCAAACGGGGUCAUUUUGUCUUACGUGCUGUACAGGAGAACCGUGGAGGACCUUGUGGAGAAUAACAUUACGGCACCAACAGAUUAUGUACAGGUGUAUCACGGGAAGGCUCUGAUCAGAGAGUAUCGUGAUACUGGACUUGGGAUCUUCUCUUUACAACAGUACAAGGUCACUGUAAACACUGGUCAAGGCAGCACUACAAGUAACUCCUCCCUACCCUACAGAACCGGCCCGGUCCCUCCUCUGGCUGGGGCAUUCGUCAAUGGAACUGCCCUAAAUCACACCUCAGUUCUGGUCACGUGGUAUCCACCUGGUAUUAAGCAGCUGCGCGGCUCUGUUGUGUCGUAUAUUUUGGACGUUGAAGAAAGAUCAGUCGUGAGUCGUGUGGGCAGUUACCCCGGAUCACAGACUAGUGUUACAGUCCAGAACCUGAAGGCCAACACUGUCUACAAAUUUUAUAUUGAGCUGAACAAUGGAGCCGGUACCUUCAAGAGUGCUGGCUUUGAAAUCAGAACCCUGGAUGGAAUGCCUGAAGAUUUCGACCCGCCUGCAUUGUACGUUGUCAGCAGCACAGCAAUCCGCGUGAGUUGGAAUGAGACUGGAAAUCCAAAUGGAGUCGUUAUAUUGUACAAAAUAUAUGUAAACAACACGUUAUGGGCCAACACUACUGGCGACCAGCUACAAAUAACUGUGUCUGGACUGCAGCCAUUUACCUACUAUAGCAUCAAGGUGGCAGUGUGCACUACACACGGUUGUACUCUGAGUGAUGCAAUACAAGCGCAGACAAAUGCUGCCGCACCGACAGGUUUUGCUACUCCGCGACUCACUGCAGGAUCAACUUUUAUUGUUGUCCAGUGGGAGCCUCCUUCUCGUCCAAACGGAAUCAUGUCUGGGUAUCAGAUUUUUAGAAGAAGGGUGUACCCAUGUCCAACAAGUCCGCCACCAAACUCUAAAUGCACUUUCAUUGAGUGUCUCUUGUCAGAGCAGUUGUGUGGAGUCACGUGUUACGACCCAGCCAGUCAGGCGUGUUGCAGUGGUGUUCUUUACCCACGGGACCCAUCCAAGACCUGCUGCGGAACAAAUUAUCUGCUGAAGAACCAGGCCUCGGACGUCUGUUGCGGAAACACUUUCCAUAUUCAACAGGCCGAAUACCAGUGUUGCUAUGGCAACUACAUCAGUGUACCUUCGGGACGUGUAUGCUGUCCUAAAUCUCAGGGAGGAAGUUUGGUGGGUCUUGGUAAUGCCUGUUGCGGAGACACCCCGUAUGACAAGAAUGACCGCAGUAAGGUUUGCGUGUGUGGAGUCCUGUACGACCCCAUUCCCCCACGGAAGUGUUGUGGCGGUAAAGUUGUGGCAUCUGCUCAGGUUUGCUGCGGUGAUGAAAAGAACGGUGCUGCCUACGAUCUGGAAGCUAGCAAAACUUGCUGUGGAGCUCAGUAUAUUCCUGAAGACACGAGCCUGUGCUGCCAAGGAUCAGCGGGGAAUAUCGUGGUUUAUAACUACACCAGCGCACGUGACAAAUCUGCAUCCAAUCACAAAUGCUGUGGUAAAAGCCGAGUGUCUAGUGCUCUCUCAUGCUGUAACGAACGUGGCUAUAACUCUACAUACCAGACCUGUGCAGACAUUUCCAGCAACGGAACGUUAGGCUGUGGAAUGGGAACUAUUUGUAACAAGACGGAUGCGCGCGCAGCAAUGUGAGACCGAUGUGACUUUGAUAACUCAACGAUGAACUGUGGAUUAGUAGCUGGCUAUUACGCCCCAACUCCUUCGACUGUUGUACCGAGAAUCUGCGCCACGAAUCACGAAGAAAUACUUAAAAAUCAGUACAAUGCCGAUAUCCGUGAAUACAACGACACUAGUCUCUCCCCUCAUACAGUAUAUGAGUACUACCUUGUUGCGAUAAAUAACGGAUACAACGUGUCAAGUCCAGAAGCCAAGAACCGAACUCUCAUGGGUCACCCUGAAGGUCUUUUACCACCAGUUGCAGUUCCAAUCUCCUCGACUGAAAUCCGCGUUACUUGGAGUAAGCCAGCAAAACCUAACGGAGAAAUCCAAGAGUACAGACUGACCCGGAUCAAUGGUCAAACUAAGCAGCGUCAAGUGGUAUAUACCGGUCUUAAUUUGACUUACACAGACCGUGGAUUGGAGCCGUUUACUGGAUAUGGUUACAUUAUCGAAGCAUGCACGACACACUGUUCAUCAGCGGAAAUGACGUCACUGAUCUACACCGACCAAGCUGCCCCGACUGAAGUAAACGCGGCCGUUUUAAUUCCGUUAAACUUCAGCGCAAUAAAUGUUUCGUGGAUUGAACCUUCCAAGCCUAAUGGACAGAUUAUUCGCUAUAACGUGAGCCGUAUGGUAAACAGCACUUACAAGAUCCAUUUGAAUCCAAACGACAAAGGUUUGUCCAUGAGGAGCCUGGUAAUUGGGGGUCUCAAACCCUAUACUAACUACACUUUUGAAGUGGUAGCUUGCACGCGCGUGGGUUGCACGCCAGGUCCGCUGGCCUCCACGCUAACACUGCAAGCACCGCCUGAAGGUGUCCACCCACCUAAUCUCACGGUCAUUGGUGCCAGGGAAAUCGAAGCCACGUGGAUUCAACCAGACGUUCUAAAUGGCGUGAUUGUAUCAUACUCACUCUACCGCGGAGAUCUUGUUGUGUACAACGGGACGAAUGCAUGUUACAAAAAUCAACAUGGUAAAGACAUUUGUAUCUUCCAAGACAGAAACAACGGUCUCCAACCAGUAAAGACGUUCAAUUACUCAGUCGCUGCUACGACUGGCGGGGGAACCACUAGGAGUGCUGUUUCUUUGGCCACUACCCCAGAGAGUUCUCCAGAGGCCAUUCCCAAGCCUCGUUUGACUGUCACAAGUGCUUAUAGUAUUUUAGCGGAAUGGAAUGCACCGGGUCAGCCAAACGGUAACAUUACAAGUUAUUCUGUGGUCGUUAAUGGCACAGAGUAUGUUGUCGCUCUUAGCAGGAGCAAGGUGAUUGCAGGACUAAGUCCUUUUACUAUAUACUCUGUUCGCGUCAAGGCUUGUACCGCUAAAGGCUGCGGACUCGGGGACAGAGAGCAUGCAAGAACAGGUGAGGCUCCUCCCAUUGGACAGGGGGCACCUACCCUGGUGGCACAAGAAUGGAAUGUUGUUCAAGUUUCUUGGUCGCCCCCAUCCUUUCCAAAUGGAAUCAUCAUCCGAUAUGAAGUUUACCGUAAGACAGGCAACAGUGCCCCGCUUCCAGUUUGUCUCGCGCGCCAGUUGUCAUGUCUGAAUAGUGGUUUGUCAGGUUACACAAAUUAUUCCUAUAAAAUAAGAGUGGUGAACAGCGCAGGUUCUGUAGAUGGUCCUUGGAACGACGUGCGCACUCCCGAAGGGCCUCCUCAAGGCAUCCGCCCUCCCUCUCUUACAGUACUUAACUCCACUGCAGUGUAUCUUUCAUGGACUGUACCCUCCCAGCCUAACGGUAUUGUCACGCACUAUGAAGUACGCUACCAUAAAGGACUGCAACCUCCCGACAACAGGAACGUCACAGUAGCAGCUCGGUUGCCUAGCAACGUGCUGAACGCCACAGUGAAUGGACUAGACCCUUAUACGGACUAUCAGUUCCUGAUCGCUGCCAUCAACAAUCGGCAUGAGGGGGUGAGGGCCUGGGCGACAGCAAAAACCAAACAAGCACCUCCAGCGGACCUUCGUCCCCUUCGUGCUGAUAAGCCGAAAGAUGGAAAGAGCAUGCGCGUGUCGUGGGAUGAGCCAGAGAAUCCUAAUGGGGUCAUCACUCACUACAAGGUGUACAAAGAUAGUGUUCAGAUAUAUCUCGGCAGCACCCGAGACUACACGGUCCCAAGACUUGUUCCUUACACUGCGUACGAAUUUCAACUUGAGGCCUGUAAUGUUGCAGGUUGCACGCGGGGUCCCACGCAAAUCAUUUUCUCCGCAGAAGUGGACCCGCAAGGUCUGUCUCGACCUACAGCAGGGUUUAUCAACGCCACAGCUGUGGAGCUUAACUGGAGGCCGCCAGCAGUUCCAAACGGGAUCGUAAUCCGUUACGAGAUUUACAGAACGGUCACCCCGCUUCAGAAGCGACGAAGGCGCGCUGUAACACCUACCCCCGGUCAACUGGUUUAUUCCACUAAUGAUACAAACAAGACAGAUUUCACGCACGCGGAGACGGGAUUGAAGCCGUACACAAAGUACGGUUUUAGUGUUCGUGCGGUCAACGGCGGAGGUUUUACGGAAAGUGACCCAUUAAUCGUAACUACAUCUCAAGCUGCUCCUUCUUCCGUCGAUCCACCGCUUGUCUUGAUAAUGAGUGCGUAUUCCUUGAAUGUGACGUGGAAAGAACCGCUAGAACCCAACGGUGUUAUUCAGUUUUAUUUUGUGUUCAGGAACAAUUCUAUAAAAUACAAAGGAAACGGACUUAAUUUUGUAGAUAAAGGUUUGGAGCCAUACACCCUGUACAGUUACACCGUGGAGGUGUGUACUGGCUGCAAUGUUGACUGCUGUAUGCAGAGCUCUCCAUCAAGCCGCCGAACGACUCAGGCUGCACCAUCGGGUGUGCAACCCCCGGCCUUAGAAGCGGAGAGUGCUUUGGCUAUAAAGAUAUCUUGGUUGAAGCCAGACAAGCCCAAUGGAGUCAUUACCCAGUACCAAGUGUAUGAAGUUGGCGACAGUUCUCCGAUUUAUACCGGACAGGACAUGACGCUCACUGUAAGCGGGAAGGAACCUUACUCUAAGUACUCGUUCUACGUCAGUGCCUGUACGAACAAGGGUUGUACGCAGAGUGCACCAGCUGAAGUACGCACCAAAGAAGCUCCUCCAAGAGAUCUCCUUGCCCCAGUUGCUACAAUCGGUGGUUCUGCGUUUGUACGAGUAGAAUGGAAUGCACCUCGAAGACCACAUGGUGUAAUACUCUACUAUCUCCUUACACGCAACGGUUCGCAAGUAUACAACGGUACUGAUCUGAGAUUUAACGACCUUACUGUGGCCCCAUACACCGUGUAUAUGUAUAUUGUGACGGCAGUGAAUUCCGCGGGCCGCCUGUCAAGUCCCCCGGGAUUCAGUGCUGCUACUAACCCUGGUGCUCCAGACAAUGUAAGCAUCCCAACUUUAGAGGUUCUCAGUGCAAAAUCGAUUAAAGUCUUAUGGACAGUCCCUGGAAUUCCAAAUGGUGUCAUCUUCAAAUAUGAAGUACUGUACAACUUUAUGGGAGCGCAAGGCGUUGCUCAAGUGAAAGAUGCUGGUGUUGCCAAGGAGACCACCCUGGAAGAUCUCUUCCCCUAUACGCUGUAUGAAGUCAGAAUCCGCGCUUGUACACUUAAAGGCUGUAGCAUAGGAGAGGCAAACUCUGCCCGAACAUUUGAGGCUCCACCAGAGGGUCAGAACCCCCCGGAUUUCCCAACGUCUGAUAUUGGUGCAAGGAAGGUACUUAUCACUUGGAAUGAGCCUCUAAAGCCCAACGGAUUUAUGCUGUUUUACAUACUUUACAGACGUGGAGUAUCGUUGUAUGGUAACCAGGCGAUGGUGUAUGGUCCAGCAGAGUCUGUAGUAAACGUAACUAAUGGAUCUGCCCUAGCUUACAGUGAUAGAGAUGUGAAGCCAUACUUUAAGUAUGAGUACCGAGUGAUCUCUGCGAACAGCGCCGGUGAAACGGUCAGUCAGUGGUCAGUGGUUCAAACCUUAAGUGCAGCACCAGAACAGCUUAAAGCGCCUUAUGUGAACAAGAGUUACUCAUACAGUUUGGAAGUGUUCAUUUUCCCACCUGGUGAACCUAAUGGAGAGAUAAGGAGUUACAUCCUAGAAGUUUCUGGACGAAAUGUAUCUCAAGAUCUAACUACGACUCGUGAGGUGGCAGGACUUGAGCCAUUUACGAAAUAUGUUUUACGUGUGUACGUCUGCACGGAUGGAGGGUGCGCCGCUGGACCCACUGCAACUUGGAAGACUUCUGUUGGAGUGCCUUCGGAGUUCGCGGCCCCGCGCCCCGUUGAAAUAACCAGUAACUUCGUCACACUAGAAUGGGACGAGCCUGGGAAACCCAAUGGAGUCAUCCAAAGAUAUGAGGUCCUGUUUCAUGAAUCUUGCGUUAUUGGUUGCCCCACUGCAAUGCCCGCGAGUGGACUAAACGCGAGUCUGUCUCAGCGUUAUACCGUUAGAAGCCUGUCACCGCACACUAUGUAUAACUUCAGGAUACGGGUCUAUAACUCAAAGCAUUCGAGUUUAUCAGAUGAACAAAGGGUUCGAACACAAGCUGCAAGUCCACAGACGACAGGAUUGAGGCCUCGAGUAAAUGUGACCGAACUCCCAGUGGCCGUAGACUGGAGCGAUUGCUUUAGGUUGAACGGACCGUUGGACUCCUAUGUACUGUUAGAAAAUGGAUUGCUCAUCUAUGAAGGACAGCAGAACAAGACGGACCUGGGAGUUAGGAAUGAGGGAGAGUACACCUACAGAGUUGAAGCCACAACUUUAGUGCAAGAAAGCAAAAGAACUGUGGUGUCACCCCCCAGUGUCACUGUCCAAGUGCAAUCUGAAGUUACUGUAGCGACGUCGGCACCCCGCACUGCUACGAAUGAGUGGCACAAGAGUGUUUGGUUUAUUGCUGUCAUGGCAUUGGUCGCCAUUAUUAUCCUGUUCUUGCUCAUAUUCUGCUGUAUGUGGAAAUCCACUGGGGGUAGGACAGUUUUUGUACGCGACAGAGAACCUUUACCUCCGCGCACCAAACUGCGCUCCAGGCCUCCAUCAAUGUCCAGUCUUUACACGUCCAGCGACAGAAAGAAUGGAAGUUUUAUUGAGAUGCAUUCAGUGAACCCCUACCACAGCAGUACCACGGCUUUGUUUGACAGCACAGAGAGGCUUAAGAAGACUCCCGAACCAUAUGACUCCUACAAUGGCAGUAUGCACAAAUUUCCUCUUGACAUGAGUCAGGAAUGGGACAAUUACAAUCCCUAUAGUAACAGGGAUUCUGGACUGUACGAUGAGGAAAAAAUGGACUUUUCAGACAGUGAACCAAGUACGCCAUAUCAAAGCUUCAAGAGGGAGCAGUACUUCACGGACACACACCUAUAACAGAUAGUGUUUCAAGACUGCCAAGAUUGGUUUACUUUUAUAUUAGAUUAAUAUUACUAAUGAAUAAUGCUUGUAGUGUAGGUAGUGUAAAUUUUUAUUCCAACUACGAGUGUGAAACGACUGAAUGUAUUCCUGAGAAAUUUUUGAUAGGAUCUGGAAUUUUUUUUUUUUUGGAGAAAAUAUUUUUCGACUAGUAAGAUACAUAGCUAUAAUAAACCAUGUGGAACCAAGUUCUUCAAGUAAAUUCACUCAGUUAUGUCGAUGCCGUUUUCGUUACUCUCACUGAUCUGUUUUGUGGUGAAUUUUUUCUCUAGAAAGGGCAUUUCAAAUAUUUUUAUCAACGAAUUAACGAGUAGUUAACACAAGUUGCCUAAUUCACAGUAAAUCGUUUCAGAAAACAGCUUGUGGUUCUUUUUAUAGCUUUGAUGAAUCUGGAACAUUUGUAGGGACUUUUGUAAUGUUACAUGUAGCUGCCCGAAAGUGUGUGAUGGUCUCGAAGUAUUCGAAAUAUAAAGUAAUAUUACUAGAUUUAAAAUCGAAUUAAAUCUCAGAAAUAGAUAUUUGUCGCGAGGGCCUUUCUUUUUAUAGCUAGCCAGACGCCACCACUAUGUAUAACGUUGUUUGCGUUAGAAUUAUGCAAUCCUUUUUUCUUUUAACAAGACCCGUUCGUGGAAAUUACGAUGCAUGCAUGCAAUUCGUUUACCUCAGUUUCGUUGAGAAUGUAUUUAUAUUGGCUUUGUUCAAGAUUUUGCGCUUGUAAAUGUGUAAACUACAGUUGUACUGUAAAUAAGCUUAAAAGCUGAGCUGACAUUAAAAUAUGAUUUUAGUAAACCAA